Messenger RNA from Brassica rapa (field mustard), 794 nucleotides. RefSeq lists its product as uncharacterized. The record is from RefSeq and is a predicted model, not a curated record. Lineage: Eukaryota; Viridiplantae; Streptophyta; Magnoliopsida; Brassicales; Brassicaceae.
CAAAUACAUUCCACCAAUCGUGAAUGGUCUCUGUCCUCCUCCACAAGUCGCACGCAAAGCUCCACGAGAGAAAGGAUCCGAAUCCACCAUACUUUGAAAAUCGUUAGUCGGUUUAAGAAAGGAAUAGAUUGUUAAGACUGAUGCAAGCGGUUAGGGUGAGGAAGUUUUGUGAAGGAUAAAAAUAAUGUCUCUGAGGAUAAAAGUGGUGGUGGAUAAGUUUGUGGAGGAGCUAAAGCAAGCUCUGGACGCCGAUAUACAAGAUCGGAUCAUGAAGGAGAGGGAGAUGCAGAGCUACAUCGAGGAGCGAGAGCGCGAAGUCGCUGAGCGAGAAGCCGCCUGGAAAGCUGAGCUCUCUCGCCGCGAGACGGAGAUCGCUAGACAGGAAGCGAGGUUGAAGAUGGAGAGAGAGAAUCUGGAGAAGGAGAAGAGCGUUCUCAUGGGGACUGCGUCGAACCAGGAUAAUCAAGACGGCGCUCUGGAGAUUACUGUCAGCGGUGAGAAGUAUCGGUGUCUUAGAUUCUCCAAGGCCAAGAAAUGAGCGCACAAAGUCACUUUACAGUGCUGUUUCAUGCUUAGGGUUUGUUUGAUUGAUGUGCCUGCUAUAUCUUACACUGUGUUGUGGUACCUAUGAAGAACAUUCUAGGGCUCAGUGUUGGUUUGGAGAUCUUAUGUUCUUGGAAGAUGAAUUCUCACUCAAGGAAAGGAAGUAUCUGUCUGCCUUCCUUUAGUUUUAUCUUUUUUGCUAUGAAUCUAAACUUACUGGUCUAUUCAAGGAUUGGAUGUUGUGGUUUGGA